Drosophila rhopaloa is the source of this 575-nucleotide messenger RNA. RefSeq lists its product as uncharacterized. Bases 16 to 561 code for a protein of 181 amino acids. The record is from RefSeq and is a predicted model, not a curated record. The transcript has 3 exons. Lineage: Eukaryota; Metazoa; Arthropoda; Insecta; Diptera; Drosophilidae.
AUCGAAGCUUUAGCUAUGCAGUCAGGGCGUAUACUUGUUGCCUUGAUUUUAUUGGAACUAACAUUUCCUUUUGAAGCUGCCAAGUGCAAGGCAGCUCCUAAAUCUGUGCAGAAUGUACAUAUUUGCUGCUCAGCACCUAUGCCAAAUUGGGGAGUUUAUAAUAAAGAAUGCCAUAGUUCGGGACCUGAGGCAAGUUGCCGCCUGGCCUGCAUCUUUAAUGCCAGCUCAGCUCUGCAGGGAAACCGAUUGGUUCAGGCGAAAAUUCGUCCCAUGUUGGAACGUGCUUUUAACAGUGCACCCACCAUCGAUGUAUAUGAUUCCAACUUCGCCAAUUGUUCAUCGGUGGUGAGGAGCAAAUACCAGGAGCUGUCUCCAUUGAGUCGUCAGAGCGAAGCCUGUGACAGACACGCCCUCUUCUACAGCCUUUGUGCCUAUUCCCGCCUGAUAUUCACAUGUCCAGAUAAAAUGUGGCAACGGAAUAACAGGAUGUGCCAAGAGGCCAAGGCCUAUGCGAAAAAAUGUCCUUGGCAAGCGCUGAAAAUGUUCAUGAAAAAUACAUAAAAAUCUAGAAAGUA